Molecule: messenger RNA, 1983 nt
Organism: Drosophila montana
Lineage: Eukaryota; Metazoa; Arthropoda; Insecta; Diptera; Drosophilidae
Gene: ric8a
Product: ric8 guanine nucleotide exchange factor A
Exons: 2
Coding region: 93-1772 (559 amino acids)
Biological process (GO): G protein-coupled receptor signaling pathway
Cellular component (GO): cytoplasm
Molecular function (GO): guanyl-nucleotide exchange factor activity; G-protein alpha-subunit binding
Source: RefSeq, a predicted model, not a curated record
ACAUUAUUGUCAUUGAAUUGCAUGUACAAUUCAAUUAAAUACAAAUCCAAUUAGCACACACUUAGACUGGCGAGAUUGUUACAGUCGGCAUCAUGGAUGCGGAGCAGCUGAAACGACUUGAACGCAAGGAAACCGCUCACAUCGCUGACAUACUCAGCCAGUUUAAUAAGAAGCAUGCGGAUCUGCUGGCCUUCGAUAGCUUCCACACGGACAACCAAUGGCAUGACCUGUGGCUGGCUAUAUUCGGCAUCCUCGAUGACGCGACCCUGCAAUCGGUGCACGCCCAAUGUCUCAACACUGUCCGCAUUUUGACACGCGAUGAGUUCAGCCUGCAGACGCACUUCGUCGAGCAGGAGCUGGGUACGCUCUUAUCGCUGGCACGCAUCAAUGCCAGCAGCAAUGAGGAUGGAGCACAGCCACAGCUAGACGAUGCACAGGCGGAGGUCAUCGCCGAGGCUCUGAAAUGCCUGUGUAACUUGGUCUAUCAAAGCGCCGACUGCCGGCGCCAGUGUCUGCGUCAGUAUAGUCUCGAUGUGCUUGUAAAGCGUUUGGGCACCGCCUCAUCGACACGUUAUCCAUGCACUUUGGAAUACUAUGACAUGAAGCUGUUGUUUUUGCUUACUGCAUUGGAGCCAACAGCGCGUACACGCCUACAAAUUGAUCUCAAUGGACUGACUUACAUGACCAAAUGGUUGGACGACAAGUUGGCGGAUUCUGCCACGGCUGCCAGCGAGGAGCAGCUAAACAUAAUCUGUGAGCUGCUGAAGGUUAUGUUCACGGUGACCAGUGCGCCGGACAAGAGCCCCAACGAAUAUGAAAUUCAAAGUCUUCAUUUGACGGGCGUUCUGCGGGAACUGCUAUUGCGGUUUGGCAGGCUCUCCACAGAACGGGAACGCGCCGUUGUGACACACGCAAUUAAUUUGCUGACCAACAUAUCGGACAGCUGCCUCACCGAGCUGACGCUCAAGUGCAGCUCAGCGGACACGGGAGCGCAGAGUGCACAGAGUGCCGUUGCAUCUGGUACCACAGAGCCGCAGCCGGCGUCAAAAUGCUGUGCCUUGUGCUUUGAGAAGCGCAACGUGCGCAGCCUGGCGGUGCUGUUGGACUAUCUGCGCGGUGGACUAGCCCAGCAGGAGGCAGAGGCCAGCUCCCAUGAGCUACUGUCCCCUGUGCUGACGGUGCUGGUGAAGUGUGCACGCAGCGAUCGCACCAUGCGACACUAUUUGCGAAAGGAGAUCCUACCGCCACUGAAGGAUGUCAGCAAGCGGCCAGAGAUUGGCAAUGAGCUGCGCAAUCAUCUCUGCCGUUUUCUCACGCUGCCUGCCAUGAUAUUGCGUGACCUGGCCGCUGAGCUACUGUUCAUACUAUGCAAGGAGGAUGUCGGUCGCAUGAUCAAGUACACGGGAUAUGGCAAUGCGGCUGGCUUGUUUGCCAAGCGCGGUGUACUCGACUGCCGGCGUAUUGAGGGCGCCGAGUAUUCGUCGGACAGCGAGGACAGCGACACGGAGGAGUACAAGCAACAACAGCAGAGCUUCAAUCCGGUGCUCGGCUGUGUAGAGCAGGCCAAACGUAAUCCGCUCGAGGGCAUGUCCGAGGAGCAAAAAGAGUACGAGGCGCUGCAGCUGGUCAAUUUGCUGGAAAAGCUGCGCAAGGAUGGCAUCGUGCAGCCGGCGCUAAUUGACAAGGAUGGCAAACCGCAACCACUGGAGCACAUACUGCAGUUGCAGGAGGAGCUGCCCCAGCAGCAGCUUGAACAGAAGCGCAAAACCUAAGCAACGGAUCGCAUCGAUUCGCCUACAACAUGCAAAACAAUCGUCUUUGGGCUCUUCCAAAUUGUGGCAACAACGUCUCCCAGACUGCCACACCUGGCAGCCACACUCUAUAUUGGCUCACUGCAACCCUUUUCUCACCUUAUAUACAUACACAAUCCUCGGCCGUAGCCCUACGAAUGCCGUUUCAAUCUAAUAGACAAAUUUAUAUUUA